AUGUCCGGAGUGUGGGGCUGGUUUGGCGGGCAGAGCGCCCAGAAGAGAAAGGAUACCCCCAAGAACGCCAUCCUCGGGCUGAGAUCACAGCUGGAGAUGCUGCAGAAGCGGGAGAGACAUUUACAGAACCAGAUGGAUGAGCAAGAUGCUAUUGCUAGGAAGAAUGUGAGCACCAACAAGAAUGCCGCGAAAGCCGCCUUACGUCGGAAGAAGCAACACGAACACACGCUUGAGCAGACAACGGCACAAGUAGCCACACUGGAGCAACAAAUAUACUCGAUCGAGGCGGCAAAUAUCAAUAGAGAGACCCUGGCGGCGAUGGAGCGUGCAGGUGAAGCUAUGCAGCAGAUCCAUGGCAAGCUCAAUAUCGACAAAGUAGACGAGACAAUGGAGAAACUCAGAGAGCAGCAUGCGUUGGGAGAGGAGAUCGCCCAAGCUAUUACAAGUGCUCCUAUCGGUGAACCUAUCGAUGAGACCGAGUUGGAUGAUGAGUUGGCCGAGCUGGAACAAGAGCAUCUCGAUAACAAGAUGCUAAAGACGGGAACUGUUCCUGUGUCCGACGAGGUUCACAGAUUGCCGUCGGCUGCAAACGGCGAAAUCAAAGGCAAGGCACCGGUGCAUGCCGAGGAGGAAGACGAGGAGGAAGAGCUUCGGAAACUACAAGCCGAGAUGGCUAUGUAA
Drepanopeziza brunnea f. sp. 'multigermtubi' MB_m1 is the source of this 681-nucleotide messenger RNA. RefSeq lists its product as uncharacterized. Gene Ontology annotation, cellular component: multivesicular body; cytoplasmic side of plasma membrane; ESCRT III complex. Gene Ontology annotation, biological process: late endosome to vacuole transport via multivesicular body sorting pathway; vesicle budding from membrane. The record is from RefSeq and is a predicted model, not a curated record. NCBI's taxonomy places the organism in Eukaryota, Fungi, Ascomycota, Leotiomycetes, Helotiales, Drepanopezizaceae.